ACAAAAAAGCAACACAAUUGUGUGGUGACUGUGGCAAAACUUUAUCUUAAAAUGUAAGGAAUCAGAAUGUGUGAGGUAGGUUUAUACUCUGUUUCUUGACUAUUAUGUAAUGAAGUAAUUGGUCCCUUACAGCAUGUCAAAAAUACAGACGAUGGGAGAUUAUGUUUUUUCUUUCCCCCGCCUGUUUCUGGUGUAUAGGUUAAAGUUAUAUAAGGACAGGGGAGUUUUCUUUAAGAGCUGCAGUUGCUGUACCACACUUGAUCCACAUUAUACAGCUGUUAGCGGUGCAUUGUGGGACUGUCUGGCUGUGGAGGAGCUGCUCUGCUGUAGCGCGCGUUUCUCCUGAUAGAUAUUCACUUCAGACUGCCAGAGGAUUCACCGGCAUGUUGGGGCUCAUCGCCAAACAGCUCAAGAGCCACCCUGCUCUCAUCCCCCUCUUCAUCUUCAUCGGUGGCGGGGCGAUCAUGAGCAUUACGUACCUGAGUCGGCUGGCUCUGAGAAACCCUGAUGUCUCAUGGGAUCGCAAGAACAACCCCGAGCCCUGGAACAACAUGAAGCCUGAUCAGCAGUACAAACUCUACGCAGUUAACAUGGACUACUCCAAGCUGAAGAAGGAAGGGCCUGAUUUCUAAAUCUUCACUUGCCCGUCUGACAUUAUCGUCAGUGUUAAAAGCUGUUGCACUUUUUGCCAAAUCCAAAAACAAACCCAUGACACAGAAUGAAGGUUGAAUCAUUUGAACUCAUUCAGUCAUUUUCAGUGUGAAGGGGGAAAGGGAUCAUACUCUUAUCAAUUACUAUAUGAAUAAAACAGGCAACCACCUGUUAUACUAAUUGAUGAAUUUAUUUUUGAUGUUGUGUUGAUAAUUAAAACUAUUUAAAUAUC
Messenger RNA from Trematomus bernacchii (emerald rockcod), 883 nucleotides. RefSeq names its product cytochrome c oxidase subunit NDUFA4-like. The record is from RefSeq and is a predicted model, not a curated record. The coding region runs from base 384 to 632 and encodes 82 amino acids. The transcript has 4 exons. Lineage: Eukaryota; Metazoa; Chordata; Actinopteri; Perciformes; Nototheniidae.